Messenger RNA from Strongylus vulgaris, 839 nucleotides. NCBI's taxonomy places the organism in Eukaryota, Metazoa, Nematoda, Chromadorea, Rhabditida, Strongylidae. The record is from the annotation of a GenBank genome assembly.
UUGUCAAAAGAUCUUUGCAGAGAAGAAAUCUUGCAAUGGAUUUUGGACCUAAAAGACUGCAACAAGCGCGAAAAUGCUCUCUUAGAGUUGAGCAAGAAGAGGGAUAGCGUACCUGAACUGCCGAUCUGGCUAUGGUACUCUUUUGGAACUAUGGCUGCUUUACUACAAGAGGUAAUUGCUAUAUAUCCAGCCAUAAUGCCUGCUAACUUGACUGCAGCACAAUCAAAUCGAGUUUGCAACGCUCUGGCAUUGAUGCAGUGUGUAGCAAGCCACAAGGACACGCGAGGACCAUUCUUGCAAGCCCAUAUCCCUUUAUAUCUAUAUCCAUUUUUGCAUACGACGAAAACUUCUCGUUCGUUUGAAUAUCUUCGCUUAACAUCACUCGGUGUAAUAGGUGCUUUAGUGAAGACUGACGAAAAAGAGGUCAUAUCUUUUCUUUUGUCUACGGAGAUAAUACCGUUGUGCCUGCGAAUCAUGGAGCAAGGAACGGAGCUGUCUAAAACUGUUGCUACGUUCAUUCUUCAGAAGAUUCUUCUAGACGAUACUGGCUUGUCCUAUAUAUGUCAGACAUAUGAGCGGUUCAGCCAUGUGGCCAUGAUCCUUGGUAAAAUGGUGAUGAAGCUUUCCCGCGAUCCCUCGUCGCGAUUGCUAAAACAUGUGAUUCGCUGUUAUAGCCGUCUUAGUGAUAAUCCACGCGCUCAACAAGCUUUGCGCCAAUGCUUGCCUGAUCAACUCAAGGAUGAAACCUUCAAAGCUAUACUUGAUGAAGAUAAAUCCAGUCGCCAUUGGCUUAGGUCUCUCAUGAACAACCUUGACCGAGUUGGAUUGAUACAGUAAAA